UUCAUUAACAUACAACAAUGUUUAAGUACUAUAGUUUUAUUCAAAAUGACACGGAGAUGGAUUAGACUUUUAGUUGCAGCGUUAAUAUUCGGAACAGCGCUUUUGAUUGGGGUAAUCUCAAUUGCUUCAAACAGAGAUGUUGAAAAUAAAGCGUUUACUAAAGAGUCCUACCUGGAUAUGAAACAUGCUUUACUUCAAAUGAAAAAUGAGAAUCUCGAGCUUAAAGUCCAAAUUGAUAAACAAAAGGAGCAGUUUUCACCAGAAAUUAAUUUAGAUACCAGUAUAACCAGUGAUCAAAUUAAACCAUGUGCCAAAGAUGACUCCAUUCUAUUCAAACGCUGUGAAACCAUUCAUGUUGCUAUUGUAUGUGCUGGCUAUGAUGCCACAAGAGCAGUCUCAACGCUUAUCAAAUCCUUGCUUUUUUAUCGCAAGAAUCCUAUUCAUCUUCAUUUUGUAGCUGACAGUAUAGCCCAUAAGAUUCUAAACACAUUGUUUCAUUCAUGGGAUAUUCCUCAUGUUAACUUCAGUUUCUAUUCUGCUGAUAACUUGACUAGUGAUGUGGCUUGGAUCCCAAACAAACAUUAUUCUGGUGUUUAUGGGCUCUUAAAGCUUACACUGCCAAAAGCACUGCCACAGUCAGUAGAAAAAGUUAUAGUUUUUGACUGUGAUGUCACCUUCUCAGCUGAUGUUGCAGAUCUCUGGUCAGUUUUUUCAUUGUUUUCAGCCAAUCAGGCAAUUGGACUAGUAGAGAAUCAGAGUGAUUGGUACUUGGGGAAAUUGUGGAAGAAUUAUGAGCCGUGGCCAGCAUUAGGCAGAGGGUUCAAUACUGGUGUCAUAGCAAUGGACCUGAAGAAAUUACGUUCGUUGAACUGGAGUCAGCUUUGGCUGCUGACAGCUGAAAAGGAUCUAGUCAGCCACUAUUUCACAUCACUUGCUGAUCAGGAUGUUUUCAAUGCUGUACUUUUCCAAGAGCCUUACCUCGUCUAUCGCCUGCCUUGCCAGUACAAUGUCCAGUUAUCCGAUAACACACGAUCAGAAUCGUGUUACAGUGAAGUCGCCGAUUUGAAGGUUAUUCACUGGAAUUCUCCAAGGAAGUUAAAAGUCAAGAACAAGCACAGUGACUUUUUCCGUAAUUUGUACUACACAUUUGUGGGCUUUGAUGGAAAUUUCCUACGGAGGCAGCUUUUCCAUUGCAAUGAUUCUGGUAUGAGUCAGUCACCCAUUGACGAUCUUCCGGUGGAAGACGAUGCCUGCUAUGAACUGCACAAAGCUCGUGAUGCCAAGUACCGAACGCAUCUAUUCUACUUGACCUACGACGCCGGAAAGAUAGACGAACAUGACAUCACUUGGGUGGCUCAGCUGUCUCUCGAUAGGUUGCAAAUGAUUGAACCCCUUUGCCGCUUGUGGGAAGGGCCCAUAAGUCUUGCCCUCUAUUUGUCUGAUAUGGAAGCCGAUCAGUUCCAUUCGUUUGUUAUGGACUCGCAUUUCCUAAGUUCCAGGACCAACAUUGGCUACCACGUUGUUUACAAACAAGGAAGUUUGUAUCCCAUCAACUUGCUGAGGAAUGUGGCUCUAGAACAAGUCAGCACUCCAUUCGUCUUUCUCAGCGAUAUUGAUUUCCUGCCGAUGCCGAAUCUCUAUUCCACAUUGAAGAAAGCUGUUCAAUCGCUCAAACUGGCAAAUGAAAAUAAGGCUUUGGUGGUUCCAGCUUUUGAAAGUCAACGGUACCAAACAAAAGUGCCCCGUUCUAAAGCUGAGGUAAUUGCCGCUCUGGACAUGGGCGACCUGUUGACCUUUCGUUACCACGACUGGGCCUUAGGACACGCUGCCACCAACUUUCCCAUGUGGAGGACGGCCACUAUUCCUUACAAAAUUAAAUGGGAGCCGAAUUUUGAACCGUACAUUGUGGUCAGACGGGACGUGACACGCUACGACCCUCGCUUCCUAGGAUUCGGAUGGAAUAAAGUCUCGCAUUCGAUGGAGUUGCACGCCCAGCGCUACGAAUUUCAAGUUUUGCCCAACGCUUUUAUCAUCCACUUACCUCAUUCGCCGAGCGUCGACAUCUCGAAAUAUCGGAGCUCCGCCCAAUAUCGAAAGUGCUCCGAAGCCCUGAAAUCGGAAUUUAUCCGCGAUUUAAAGAAGCGCUACGAUUCCUAGUUAAUAAAUACUUUUUUUCUAAAUUAUAUUAGACAAACUCCUUGCCCUAAAUUGUUCUUGUUUUGUAACACGGAUCCGUUUAUUCUCGUGUCCAUUACACAAGAAAUACAAAUCUUCAUUUUCGACAA
Daphnia magna is the source of this 2285-nucleotide messenger RNA. RefSeq names its product LARGE xylosyl- and glucuronyltransferase 2. Gene Ontology annotation, biological process: protein O-linked glycosylation via mannose. The coding region runs from base 46 to 2157 and encodes 703 amino acids. Gene Ontology annotation, molecular function: glucuronosyltransferase activity; xylosyltransferase activity. Lineage: Eukaryota; Metazoa; Arthropoda; Branchiopoda; Diplostraca; Daphniidae. The record is from RefSeq and is a predicted model, not a curated record. The transcript is spliced from 13 exons.